GGUUCAAUGUCUCUGGACUUCACUCUCUCUUCUCUAAGAUAAUUUGCAUGAUUAGACAAUGAUUAGCUAGAGGAAGGAAGCCUUUUGAUUACUGUUCCUCUUUCUUGGGUUUUGUCUGCAUUCCUCAAAAGCGUGCUCAUUUAUGAAGUUUACUUUAGACUACUUGAUUCUCUGUGGUUCUUUUGGGGUGGGGCUUAAGAGAGUGAGCAAAACCCUGCCUGCCAAGAGGCUUUAAUUUCUUUAUCGAAUCAUUUUCCCAUUCUGGUCAAUAUCUUGCCACAGUAGUCCUGGUUAUGGUUUCUCUAUACGAACACUAUAGCACUUCUUGAGCAAUAUAUCUGCUAAGGUCCUUUCUUGAUUUCAAGUUUCAACUAUGAAGCGAUUCAGUUCCUCAGAUUCAUUUGCUGCUUUAGUCUCCAUCUCUUCUUCCAAAGAGGAGAAGACUCAAAAAUCAACCCAAGGGUUCACUAGAGAGUUUCAGGCAAUGUUAGAGAGCCUAGAAGAAGAAGAAGACUACACCGAAGACGUUACCCACACUACUGAGAAAAAAAGAAGGUUAACCCUGGAUCAAGUCAAAGCCUUGGAGAAGAAUUUCGAGGUGGAAAACAAGCUUGAGCCAGAGAGAAAGCUGAGAUUAGCAGAAGAAUUAGGCCUCCAACCACGACAAGUAGCCAUUUGGUUCCAAAACCGCCGUGCCCGUUGGAAGACUAAACAAUUGGAGAGAGAAUAUGUCGCCCUUAAGGCCAAUUAUGAAGCUCUAAAACUUAAUUACGAUAAUCUUGAAAGACAGAACGAAUCUCUAACUCUACAGUUAAAUGAAUUGAAAGCAAAGCUCAGGGAAGAAAAUGCAGACAGCAGUCACUCUGUCAAAGAAGAGUGCCCUGUUUCAGAGUCAGAGAACAACGUUUCAGUGCAGAGUCAGAGCCAUGAAUUCAGUGACAACAACAAUUCCAACCCAACCUUUAGAGACCAGAACAAUGGUUUAUCUUCACACACAUUGAUGAAUUGGAUUCAGUUAUCAGAAUCAAGAACCAUUUUGGGCAGUGGGUUUCAAGUAUAUCAACCCCAUGUUGUCAAACUGGAAGAGCAAAAUUUGUUCAGUACAGAGGAAUCCUGCAAUUUCUUUUCAGUUGAUCAAGCUCCCACCCUGCACUGGCACUUUCCCUGAGCAGUAAAUACUAGCUUAGUGCUUAGAAAAGAAUAAAUUGGUAUUGGAGAAAUGGUGGAUUGGGACUUCAUUCUUGCUCUCCCAUUGCAAAAAAAUGGCGGGAGAAGUGAAGUUAAACACAAUUUACCUCUGCUGUAAAGAACAUAAUGUUCGGUAACCAAUACGGGUUAAGUCACUUUCUGUCAGCUAAAUUAAGCAGUGUUAAUCUCAACUGUUUAUUGGAUUACAAAGAAGCUAGUACUUUGCCUUGUAAGUUGCUUUUGCAUGACUAUCGACCAAAUAUAUGACUCCAUUUUGAUGCCCCACCCACUGGGGUAUUCUUCCA
Messenger RNA from Hevea brasiliensis (rubber tree), 1493 nucleotides. Its product is annotated as homeobox-leucine zipper protein ATHB-6. The transcript is spliced from 3 exons. The coding region runs from base 374 to 1168 and encodes 264 amino acids. Gene Ontology annotation, biological process: positive regulation of DNA-templated transcription. Gene Ontology annotation, molecular function: sequence-specific DNA binding; DNA-binding transcription factor activity, RNA polymerase II-specific. Gene Ontology annotation, cellular component: nucleus. The record is from RefSeq and is a predicted model, not a curated record. Lineage: Eukaryota; Viridiplantae; Streptophyta; Magnoliopsida; Malpighiales; Euphorbiaceae.